UUUAUCUCAUUUUAACAGCUAAAAAUCCUACUAACAUCAAGAAUUUGACUAAAGGAACUUUGCCAUGGUGUGGAUAGUAGGCACAAAAUGUUGAGACCUGGCAGGAUAAUUAGCAUGCAAUUUUAAAAUAUCAGAAACCCAGGUAUUCAUUCGUUUUCAUGGCAGGAAAUACUUAGCAGUUCAAGGUAAGUAUUUUCAAUGGUAAGAUUUUGUUUAAUGUUUUCAGUAUUUUACAGCUAUAGUCCAUGAGAGCUACAGAAUAACUAAUAGUUUCUGCUUCUACCUUAUAAAAGUGAGCAAAUCCUCUUACAGCCUUCUUCAAGUGAGAGCUAAGUCUGAUUACAGUAUCUGACAUUGCCCUGGCUUUGUAAAGGCUGGUAAGUACAGCACAAUAAGGAAUGGAAAAGAAAUUGGAGCUAGAACUUUGUCUAAAGAUCUCAUUUUUACCAAAUUCAGUUCCAAACCACACCCAAACACAACCUAGUUCUCAUUUCAUCAUUGCUAAUGGAUGAGUGAAUUAAUUCACUGACCCCCAGCAUUCUCCUCGGGCCCCACAGGUGAAGAAAAGUGAACAGACCAUCAUCUAAUAGCUGUGUUACAUGCUGCUGCAAGUGCCUGUGCCCCAUUAAAAGUUAAUGCCAUCUCAUAUAUUAACUGGGAACUUUCUAAAUGCUAACCACAGUUUAAACAGGUAGCUUUACACUGUUACACUUGUGUUUACAGGACUAUGAAAACAGUGGAGACACUGCACAUCUAAAGGUUUGCUGGAUCACAAAUCGAACAUGGUGUAAGAAAAUCAUACUGUUGCAAAAAUAAAGACUGACACCAUUCUAAACCUUAAAGCAGUGCAGGAGACAAACUACCUUGAAUUUCCUACUCUUCUGAGUUUUCCAAGCUGGUGACAAUGGCAAAUUGUCUUGGAGUUACCUCAGCAGUGUCUUUCGUCUGGGUUAUGACAUUUCUGGCUCAAAAUUACUUUGUAACAGGUUCCGUUAAUUCACCUUGCAGGAUCAAGGGUAUAGGAAUUUAUCUUGAUGAGAAAGCAAAUUUCUCAGAAGCAAGUAAUGGAUGUAAUCAAUUAAAUCUACAGCUGGCAAGUGAAAAACAAGUUGAAGAGGCUUUGAAACACGGCUUUGAAACAUGCAACUAUGGAUGGGUGAAAGAUGGAUUUGCUGUUAUUCCUCGGAUAACAUCCAACCAGAAAUGUGGACAGGGAAAAACUGGAAUAGUAAAAUGGAGUAAUGUCAAGGAUAGAAAAUUUCAUCUCUACUGUUUCAAUUCCUCAGAUGUCCAGAUUAAUUCAUGUCAACCAGACCCAACUACCACAUUUCCUUCAUCAACUGCAUCAAGGGACUUCACUGCACAUUCAGCCUCUGAUUCGACUGAGAACAUCACAGCAGUGCCCACUGUGACUGUGACUGAGUCGGAACAACUCCCAAAAAAGAGAUUUCGUGUCAUAUGCGUGACUGAAACGAUCUUACCAACAGAGGGGCCCACCACACCAGAGCCAGAGGAGCACUUGCUCACUGACUCUCCCAAGCACACUCCCCACCUGGCCUUCAAGAAUGAUGCUGUUGUUUUUGGAGGUAUCCCUACUGCACUUCUUGUACUGGCAAUCAUCUUCUUCAUUAUUUCAGUUGUUCUAGCAGUCUGUUAUAUCAAAAAGUACAAGAAAACCUUCCCAUUUUUAAACAAGAAUCAGCAAAAAGAAACAGUUGUAACUACUGCUCUCAAAGAGACUAAAUCAAAUGACCAAACACCUGAGAAGGAAACACAGAAUAAUGGAAAUAAGGUAGAAGAGUGUAAAACUAAGCCUGAGGCCACAGUAAAAUGUCUAGAAGCAGAAGUUUAAAGGAAAGAAUGUACAGCACUUGAUGGAAGUAUAAAAUGAAGCACACAGAACUUAGCAGUGCUUUUAAACAUAAAUGAUUGUAAAUACGAAUAUUUUCUCUGUCUUUAACAUAUGAAACCUUGCUUUUUAAUAAUUACAUCUUUGGCAACAAAUAUUCUUCAGAAGAACAUGGUAUCUUAUUUACUUGAAAAAAUUUUACAAAUCCAUAUUACAGCUCAUUUUUCUUUAAUAAAGAAGUAGUUAGGAAUAUGCUAUUAAUGACAUGCACUAGGUUAACUAUUUGCAUGGAACUCAGAUCAAUAUAUAAUGAAAAUGUUUUUUUAUCUGGAUGGAGGAUGUCUGCUAGCCUAAUGCCUAAAAUAAAAUGCUGGCACUGUAGUUCUUCCUCAUUAGAUUAGCUUAUUUCCAUUCAAUAGUUGCAUGCUGUUUUUAAAAAUAUCUGUUUACAAACAGAAGAAACAGUUGUGUUUACAAGGGAGUAAAAACUCAAAGGACUAUCCCACUGUCAUUCAAAUACCCAAGGAAGGGUACAAAGAUGCUGUUGUUUAUAUAUAUGUAUAUAUUUACAGCAGUGAAUAACUUUCUUAGGUACCUUCAUUGUAUCAUAAUUUACUGUUUUAUUUAUUAAAACCAUUAUCAUUCUUCCACAUCAGAUAUUUGACAGAGGGGGACAAAAGAAACCCUUGAACAAGACUUAUACUGGAGAUCUUUUGUGUGUACUCAAGUGGCUUUCUUAAUAAAGGUCUCAGGAGGUCUGGGAUGUCUACAGUACUCCCUAAAAAAUAAACUAUGGUGGAUAUGUUUGUCUGGAGAAUUUAUUCUCAUGGAAACUGUCUCAUGUUAAAAAGAAUUCAUAUAACCUUAAUGUUACAUAAUAAAUUAGUUGUUAUAAAAUAACAACAUUAGCAGUUUAUCAAAUAUUUACCCAAAUAAAGAAUUUAGAUAACUUACCUUUAUGUGUGAAGGAGGUUGUUA
Molecule: messenger RNA, 2827 nt
Organism: Ficedula albicollis (Collared flycatcher)
Lineage: Eukaryota; Metazoa; Chordata; Aves; Passeriformes; Muscicapidae
Gene: LYVE1
Product: lymphatic vessel endothelial hyaluronan receptor 1
Exons: 7
Coding region: 905-1852 (315 amino acids)
Biological process (GO): cell adhesion
Cellular component (GO): plasma membrane
Molecular function (GO): hyaluronic acid binding; transmembrane signaling receptor activity
Source: RefSeq, a predicted model, not a curated record